Malassezia japonica is the source of this 474-nucleotide messenger RNA. RefSeq lists its product as uncharacterized. The record is from RefSeq and is a predicted model, not a curated record. Bases 1 to 474 code for a protein of 157 amino acids. NCBI's taxonomy places the organism in Eukaryota, Fungi, Basidiomycota, Malasseziomycetes, Malasseziales, Malasseziaceae. The transcript is spliced from 4 exons.
AUGGGCAGUGUGAAUCCUGUGCUUGCGCUGGUGAGCCGCGCCGACGCGCUGGCGAACAGUUUCAAUGCUGUGUAUCAGCAGACGCUGCCCGCGGUCGACGCGCUCGCGACGCUGCACCCGGACGACCCGCAGUGCGAGCCGUACAUGCAGGUCCUGCGCGAGGGCCUCACUGCGAUGGAGGAGCGUACCGAGCAGAUGGUGAAUAUGCUCUACGAGGUCGAUGUCUACAUGGCGCCGUCUGCAGCGCAGUCUGCGGCCGGAUUCAACCCCCAGGAGGCGCUGUCGCACGUCUCGGACCUGUUUCACAGUUACCAAGCGGAGCUGCUGGCCAAGCGCGAGCUGCUGGCCGACUAUACGUGCGAGGAGAUUGGCGCGCAGCAGUUUGCUGCGCAGUGGCACACGCUCGACGAGGUGCAGCAGGGCCGCAAGCAAGAGAUGGAUGAUUUGGCCGACCUAUUGGCGAAUUUUGGCUAG